UAUCGAUAAAUAUCGAGGAAUGGCAAAAUUGCAAGGAAGAAGAACCAUUUUUUGAUCGUUAAUUUUGGACAGGACAUUGUUUUGAUUCAAAAUGGAGCUGAGAUUGGACAUGCUGACCCUGUGCAGGACCUGCCUGCAGGAUGGAGAGGCCCACAUGGUGUCCAUUUACGAGGGAGGCGAUGACAAGCUGCGCGGCGGCCUUUCCCUGUGCGAGAAAAUCGAAAGUUUAAGUGGAAUUCAGAUAAAGCCCACGGAGGAGGAGGACCUGCCCACCAGGAUAUGCCUCAGAUGCAAGGCUUUCCUAACACUGGCCCACAAAUUCCGACAGAUUUGCCAGCGCUCCAAUGAAUUUCUCAGGGAGUAUGUGGUAAAGGAUGCAGUGGCACAGGAUGCAAUGGAGGAAGUGCCAAAGGAUGCAGGAGAGGAAGUGGCUACCCCUCCGGAUCCUACUCCUCCUCCACCCGUGGAAACAGAGCAUUUCGAACCACUCGAGGUGGAGGUGCUCGAGGAGGGAGCCUGGUCUACCGAAGAUCAUACCGAGGAGACUCCACCUCCACUACCCGCGGAGAAGGAGAAACCCUUGGUGCUGGCCAUGCAAAUGCUUCCUGCUGCAAUUUCUGUUCCUGCUCUCUUAUCCACAGCUCCCGCAAUCCCCCCCAAACUCCAUGUGUGCGAGAUCUGCGGCAAUGGAUAUCCCAGAAAGAGUACUCUGGACAGCCACAUGCGCAGGCACAACGAUGAGCGACCUUACGAAUGCGAGAUCUGUCACAAGAGCUUCCACGUCAACUACCAGUUGAAGCGCCACAUCCGUCAGCACACGGGGGCCAGACCAUACACCUGCCAAUAUUGCCAGCGCAGCUUUGCGGAUCGAACUUCCCUUGUAAAGCAUGAAAGAACCCAUCGAAAUGAGCGUCCCUAUGAAUGCAAAACUUGUGGAAAAACAUUUACCUACUCCAGUGUCCUCAAAAUGCACUACAAAACACACACAGGGGAGAAACCUCACAUAUGUCGACUCUGCGGCAAAACCUUUGCCCGCAUCCACAAUCUGGUGGCCCAUCUGCAGACUCAACAGCAUAUAAAUGAUCCACGAUUACCAGCUUAUCUAAGCACGUUGAAAAUGGGGAGUACUACAAAUAUAGCUUAAGGAUAAUUUACCUCUUUAUAGAAAUAAGAAUAUAAAGUAAGAAUGGAAAACUUUCUUAGAGAGACAUGUCCAGGAAGUGCAGAUAUCAAUUUUAUACAGAGGUAGUGUUUUGUAAAAGUAGUUAAUUUUAAACGAUUAUAUUAACUUGCUAAGUUGUAAAUUUAGUAAGCAAAUUAUAACACAGCU
Drosophila biarmipes is the source of this 1330-nucleotide messenger RNA. RefSeq names its product gastrula zinc finger protein XlCGF52.1. Gene Ontology annotation, biological process: regulation of transcription by RNA polymerase II. Gene Ontology annotation, cellular component: nucleus. The transcript has 5 exons. The record is from RefSeq and is a predicted model, not a curated record. Gene Ontology annotation, molecular function: zinc ion binding; DNA-binding transcription factor activity; RNA polymerase II cis-regulatory region sequence-specific DNA binding. Bases 92 to 1144 code for a protein of 350 amino acids. NCBI's taxonomy places the organism in Eukaryota, Metazoa, Arthropoda, Insecta, Diptera, Drosophilidae.